Bicyclus anynana (squinting bush brown) is the source of this 7086-nucleotide messenger RNA. RefSeq names its product early endosome antigen 1. Gene Ontology annotation, biological process: signal transduction. Lineage: Eukaryota; Metazoa; Arthropoda; Insecta; Lepidoptera; Nymphalidae. The coding region runs from base 1 to 1803 and encodes 600 amino acids. The transcript is spliced from 15 exons. The record is from RefSeq and is a predicted model, not a curated record. Gene Ontology annotation, molecular function: molecular adaptor activity.
AUGGAGCAGCGCCGUGCGCUGGCCGUCCGCUCGCCCACCGCGGAGCUGGAGCGCGCGCUGAGGGACACGCUGCACUACUCGCACACCCUGGACGAGGACAUCAUGGAGCAGGUAUUAGUGAAGAGAUCGCCAAGUCUGGACGCGGACGAGCGCCGCGCGCUGGCCGUCCGCUUGCCCACCGCGGAGCUGGAGCGCGCGCUGAGGGACACGCUGCACUACUCGCACACCCUGGACGAGGACAUCAUGGAGCAGAUAUUAUCAGCGAGCAGUGACGAAAGAGAAGACAUUCCAAGACUAGCCUUGAACAGUUCAAAUCGGUCGACGAGUUCGAUCCACUCGUCGUCGUCAGAACGCUUGCAGCGGCUGCGCAGCGACAACGAGAAGUUAGAGCUGCAGGUCAACAACCUCGAGUGCCGGCUCAAGGACAAGGAUGCUCUCAUCACGGAACUCAACAGGGUGCGCGACAAGCUGUCGCAGGAGUGCCAGUCGGCGCGGCUGCGGCUGGAGGCGGAGCGCGACAACUCGGCGCGCCUCACGCUGCUGCUCGACUCGCACAAGGACACCGCCGACACGCUGCAUAAUCAAGACACGAGUAUGAUCGACAUGCUGAAGCGGAGGCUAGAGAGCGCGAUGCAGUCGGAGCUGGAGGUGCAGGAGCGGGAGCAGGCGCUGUCUCGCCGCCUGCGCCAGCUGGAGCGCGCACAGCCGCCCGCCGAGCCGACGGACCGGCUGCGGGAGGAGAUAGAGAGCAGCGAGCGGCUGAGGAGCGAGGUGUCGCUGCUGAAGUGCAGGCUGGACAUGGAGCACCGGCGCAGCAGCGAGCUGCAGGCGCAGCUGGAGCACGUGCGCGGCGCCGCGCAGCGGGACGCGGACGCGCGCACGCAGCUGUGCACGCAGCUGAAGGACGAGCUCGCGGAGCUGAGGAGACUAAAGCACGAGGCCGGCGUAGAGCUGGCGCGGAGCAAGGAGCUAGUGCACACGCAGAGCGCCACCAUCGCGCACUUGGAGAAAAAACUUGGGGCCACGAAGCUCAAGAACAUUGACACAUUUACUGUGAUCGGCAACGAGAAGAGCUCGCUGGCCCGCGAGCUGUCGUCCCUGCGGCGCUGCCUCACAGUGGACAGCCCCGAGGCGCGGGACGCGGACAAGCUGCAGCUGCAGCAGUUGCAGCAGCAGGUGCAGCAGCUGCGGGCGCAGCUCGACGCGCGCGCGCACCAGCUCUCCAGCGACGAGAAGGACCAAGCCAUCCGCUACCUACACGGGCGUUGGUCGCGGCUGGAGAGCUGUCGCAAGGCGCUGGUGUGGCAGAAGCGCUACCUGCAACGCGUGCUGGCCGGCUACUCGGAGCUCGAGCGCAAGCUGCGCCCGCCGCACACGCCGCCAGCGCGCGGCCUCAAGCGGUUCAAAUGCGUGGCGUGGGCGGCGGUGGCGGCGGCGCGCAUGUCGUUCCUGGUGCGGCGCCGCGAGAGCACGCGCGCGCUGGCCGCCAACGCGCUGUUCCGCUCCACCGGCAGCGCGCCCGUGCCCAUAACCCCGUUCCCGUUGACGCCCGCGCCGCGCGAGCUCGGCCCGUCGGCGCGCGCGGCGCCCGUCGCUCGACGACUGCUGAACCUCAAGCUGCCCUCCUCGCCCUCAGGAGACUCCGUGCGCAGGUCACCGUUCAGCGCCAACUCGCCGCACGAAGAACACGUUGCAUUGAGUUCCCCGCGCAGCGAAGCCGCAAUCUCGUACCUGCACCGCCUUGAUGCCGUGACGCGCCGCCUCGCCUCCAGCUCGCGGGACAGCGCGCGGGACAACCCUUGACCCCCUCCCUGUCCCGACUAGCGCGGGACGAGCUCUGCCGGGACACAAACGCUCACGCCAAUGGACAAGACUCCGGGACCACAACCAUUGCGUGUACGAAACGGUCAGAAUAUUGCUCUCUACAUUGAAGAUAUACCACUCCUACUGUAUUCAAAUCUAUACGCCAAGAAAGCAACCAGCAAUUCUACAUUUGCGCGUAAUAAUAUCAUCGCAGAUAGAUCGAUCAGAAUCGUUAGUCUUAUCCAAGAAUUUUGAAUACUCAACUUUUUAAGUUUCAAAGUUCUGAAUGGCAGCAUUUUCAAACGCUAACCUACAACUCUGAACAACAACUCUCCCAAGGUUAAAAUAUCAAUUUUGACCACAAUUUUAAAGUCUACUGUUUGCGACCGCACGGUAUAUGGAACCGUAAAGAAGUUACACCAAAACGAUCAGCAUCAGAUCACAGACAGACAUCACAGACAGAAGUGCCAGCACCUACCUCAAACAUUACAAUCACAAAUGGUGCUAUAAAUAUGAAGAACUCACUUUACGCCCUUGAUUUCAAAUUUAGCGUAAUAUAUUCAUAGUUACAAAAAUGUAGACUUGACCGUUUUAACUGAUGGAUGUAUUGAUCACAGAUGUAAUGAACAAAGUUGCAUUUGCUGACAUGCAUGUUUCAGCAUAUUUGAACCUCAAUAUUAAGGUCUUAAGGUCUAUUUGACAUUUACACAAAUAGAGGCUCGCAAAUUCGCGACUAAAAAUGGAUUUUUAGACGCAAAUGACACCAUUUAAUAAUGUGACACUAAACAUAAAACAGUGCCAUAAUUUUCCAGUGUCUAAUGAUAAAAAAAAAUUAUGACACAAACAUUAACCGUUCUCAUAGAUCAUGUUUGGUUACGGCGUACUAUAUCACAAGUCUCAGUCUAGGACCCAAUCCACUUGAGACAGGAACUGGUUCUACUAAAUGAGUUCCACAAAUCAUGACAACAAGCUCGCAGUUACGCAAGUUAGUUACAUCCCAACGCAUUUCCUCACGUUUAGGUUUAAGUUAGAUUAGUGCCAAAUUCAGAAUGUAUUAUGUUUAGGCGCUGAUCGGUCGAACUAACGCCAAAUCAUUAAACUUGAUCACAUUGCCCUUGAUUAUUCUACAAAUUCUGCGCUUAUUAGCUCAAAUCUUAGGCAAUUGUGGGAGACGGGAAAAGCAUGCGCAUAAUAUUGGCUAAAGUCAUACCACGGCUAAGUACCCCGGGAAUACCAUAGUAUUUUCUUAGUUGAUACGACUUAACUAAUCUUACUUUAUUGACAUCAUUUACGAUCCCAGCUCACUUCAAAACUAAAACCCGUCAAUAAGAAUUAACAGUUAAAAUAUUUGGUUUUAUAGUCAAUAUUUGGGAAUGUAGUUUGACUUUAAAUAUUAUGGUAAUGUGUAUAGACAAGCCUUUAGUGUGUAAAAUGAGCUAUAACGCUCUAGCAGUCCAUACACAGACGUGCUUGGUCUGUCAUCUAAAUACUACAUUCAAAUAUAAAUGGACUUACCAAAAUAGAUUGACAUUAACACUUAACAAUAUGGUUGUGAACAAAAUAAUGUGAUAACUUUGUAUAAAUUUGGUGUUGGUUCGCCCGAAUCCGGGCCAUUGUGUUACUUAAUUUAUUUAUUAUUUAGUUUAGGGUGAAAGGGUGAUACCCCUAACGCUUUAAGUACCGAGUGGGCUAUGAGAGACUACCUGCUGACCUGACGUCCGAUGUUGCCUUAGUACACUUAACUGUAAAUAUGAUGGCAAUAAAAUAUAAAUUAUAUAUCUCGUCGAUAAAGAAAUGUUAAAAAUGGCGUCAAUUAAUUCUUAAUUUUGAUUUGCAACGUUUUUAAUGUAAGACAUGAAUAUGCAAUAAUUUUAAAUCUAAAUAUAUGAAAGCGAAAGGUCUCAUCACUAAAUGUCAAAAACUGCUUGAUUUACAAAGAUAAAAUUUGACAAAUAUGUUAUAAUUGAAAUAAACUAUUCAGUAUUAUUUGCAAAGAUCUCUAUUAAAAGUAUUGCUUCGUUUAUAAAUGUGCACUAUAUUUUUGAGAUCUCUCUUUAUGAACUAAACUUUUUUUUACAAAUUAUAAUUAAAUACCCUCCCUCUUAUGAAUUGGAUCUGUUGUAACACUCUAAUAUGUUAGUAUUUAUUUGUAAAAAUUAUGUUUUAGGUAAAAUAACUAUUAAGUAUGUCCUAAAACAAACCAUAAAAUGUUAAGAACGCCUUUUUAAUUUCUUUAUCGACGCAAGAAAUUUAAUUAGUAUAACUAGCAUUAGUUUUUAGAAAAUAACGUAAAAUUAUACAGUGGAUACAAAGAGAAAAAUUACCUUUGUAUCAAAAUAUAUCUUACCUAGGAAACUUCUUGUAAGCACAAAACCUUGCCAUAUCCUUUAACUUUAGUUCGUAUGUUUGUUUGUAAAUUUAUAUAUAUAUUUGUUAGGCACGACAGUACAAGCUAGGGUAAGUUAGUGACGGACCAAGAGACAGUGGACGCUACACUUACAUUAUAGAGCAAGUACUCUUUCAUGUAUUGCCUAAUGUCUUGGUAUCAAAAGUAAACAGUUAUAAGUAUUAUCUGUGAACACGAAAGUUACUCGGUAUUAGGUAGUAUACGAGCUAGGUUAAAAAUAUAUAUUAGUAAUUAUAAUAUAGGUUUAGCGACCGCUGGCUCUGGGACUAUUAGUUUAGGACGAUGCGAAAGUAGCGACCGAACAUUCUCGAACGUUCCGACCUUCGGGGCCAUUCGACUUUUAAGAUAAGGAUAGAAGAUAAAUUAUUGUAUAUGCUAGAAAGAGAUGACCUGUUUUUUAUACUAUUAUUAAGGUUAUGUUUUACUUUAUGAUUUCGUUUAUAUGGCUCCGAUUUUUUUCAUUAUUUUUAAGAAGGACAUUUAAUUUUAUAUAUGUAUUUUUUCUGUACAACGGUUGUUAUUAUUAACGAUUUGUACUACGUUAACACAUUUUACACAAAAGUACCUUAAUUUUUUUAAAACCCUUUUGAUUGAUGUUGUGUUGUGAAUGUUUUAUAUAAGAUUUUUAGCGCUACUUGAAAAAAUGUGCAUUUUUAAUACAAUAUUGUGACAUGGAUAUCGUUUUUAAAUCUGUCAAUUUAUUUUACUUGGCAACACAUAAAUAAACAGUGUUUGUGAAUUACGAUUCGUGUAAUGUAUAUGAAGCAAACGAGACCCUGCAUCAAAUGUAAAAAUGACGUCUUGCACAUUUAUAGACAAUGUAAAAUCAGUUGUUACACGGUCUCCUUCUAUGUGCAUUUAUGCACCGCGUCAGUCGCAACUAAAUCGCGGCCAACGCAACUGUAACAAUAUCAAAUCAAGUUGGUAUAUUUAUUCCAUAAAAAUAUUGCCAACGGAUCAAAAAUAUCAUUAAUUUUUUUUCAGUCCAUUUCAAAGUAGACUUGGUUAUUUUUGAUUUUUUUUUAUUCCGCGCCAAACAUCGCAUCGCUCUGAUGUUGCAUCAUGGCAAAAUGCGUAGGUAUAAAAGUCCGCUAAGAUCAUCGAUCUCCUAUUAAAAAGUGAAUGCACAAUCAGCGACCAAAAAACGUCCCCACUCAAUGAGUGCCAAACAUAACUUCUUGGCACUCAAUUCUAAUAGUCGCAUUUGCAAAUUCAACCUUAAACUCAAUAGUUAAGGUUGAAUUAGCGCUAAAUUUGGGAUUUUAUUGAAUAUUGGACUAUAUUUAAAGGCCUUUAGAUAUAAUUUUCUUUACCAAUAAUUUUAAAACUGUCAAAGCAAAAUUGGCCAGUUUUUUAGUGAAAUUUUCUACAUGAUUGUGCGUCCUUUCAUUAUAAGAGGUCAAUGAUCGAGAUACAUUUACAUUAGUUUCGUUAAUAAUAUCAAUCGUUACAACUGGACAACGAUAGACAAUACUUAGUGAAGCCAAAGCUAACGAGAGUAUUACGCUGUGUCGACUGACUCGCGAUGUAUUUAUCGUCUGACUUUAGAAUUUCUUUGACAUUUUAGGGCAUGGACACACUGGCGACAAUUGUGUCGCACUCGCUUGCGACUACUGACUUGAAUAAACGAGUAAUUUAAAUUAAUAAAAAAAACUUCUCUGUACUACUAAACUUAUUUUUAUUAGUUUUCAUGUUUUUUUUUGCAAGAUCUUGUAAUAGCAUUUUUUUUUUAUAAAAUAUCAGUACCACAAUUUGUUAUACAAUUAAAAUUAAGGGUCAGAAUAGAAUUCUGUUUGACUACAAAUUAAAACCGUCAAAUCUUUCUAUAAACUAAUCUUAGAUAAUGAUUAUUUAAACGUUCAACUUGGAAUUCUCUAUUAAUUCAUUACUUUCUUUGUGAAAUUUUCUUGUUAAAUGCUUAUUUGCAGUUAUCCAUUUACAGUGGUUAUAUGACUGAUUCCUGUCACACUUUAAAGCUGCUUUAAUAAUAUUUCUUUUAUAUUUUGUAUGUAUUAACCGACUUCAAAAAAAAGGAGGAGGUUCUCAAUGUUUUUUUUUUAAUGUUUGUUACCUCAUAACUUCGUCAUUUCUUAACCGAUUUUCAAAAUUAUUUUUUGUUUUUAUAAAUGAAGUGUGUGCGACAUUGAUCACGUCGCCAGUGUGCUUCAAGCGUAUAGUUAAUGAAUCCACCGCUCUGACUAUCUACACUCAAUGUGACCAAAGAUUUGAAUAAGAUAGAAUUAGUUCAAAAUUUAUUGUUAAGUUUUAUUAUUUAAGUAACACACUCCCAUCGAUUAUGCUGUAUCUAUGUAUUCACGACAAAAUUUGUACAAAAAACAAGUAAAAUAUUAACAAACAUCACAUUAUAUAUCUAGUCACAAAAACAUUAAACUGCACCCGUAUUAGCUGUAGAACCAAAGUUACAUACAUAGUAGAAUUAAAAUUACAGUUUUUUACAGGUAUAUAACUAGUAUUGACUGGUUGGCAAUAUAUUGGCCUUUUUAUAUUUUUUUUAAUAAAACUGUUUUUUUAUGAUGAGGUCUUUACUUGUAAAUUGAAGAAUGUCAUGAAUUCCAUUUUUAAUCUCUGCUUUUUACCUACUUGUAAUAAUUUAAUUGUAGGAAAACUUUAACAUUUAAAUCAAACAGGAAAAUAAAUGGAGAUGUUAUUUUUAUUUGAACCGAUUUCCAAAAAGAAAUUUAUAUUACCCUCAAUUUUAAAAAUUUUCAAAACUGUUGUUUGAAGCCAAAUUAUAGUUCAAUUAUGUUGUUAUAAUUAGUGGUCUACAGCUAGACGGGUUCGCAUCCCACUGGUGCCAUAAAGGUUGGAGAACACAAAACAUUCUAAAGUUGAUGAGAAUAAACGACUAUUUUGUA